AAAUCACCUGCGUAGCAGAGCUGGAAAUCCAGUUUCCUGAUUGCCGGGGGGGUUAUAAGUUCUCCACCCGCGCCGCUGACACCCGAGUCAUUCAAUACGUGAAUUCUUCCCCGUGAGAUGUCAGGAGGACGCCGCACACACGGGGGGUCACCUGGCCGGUCUUGUGUUCUGCAUGGAGGAGGUGAUGACAUCAGUCAGCCACACCAAGCCAUUGUCUGCCUGCCGCCGGAACAUUCCGCCCGCUGUGUUUGUCGGGACUUUGCGGUUUUGGAGGACGGGGCCUUGGCGCACUGCUUGCAGGAACAGGAAAUCGAGCAGCAUUACGCCUCCAACGUCCGGAAGAAUAAGCUGGUCCAGAAGGACAUCCGUAUAGCCAAGAAACUCCAAGAUGAAGAAGAUCAGCAGAGCAAAGUCCUGAGCCUGGAGCAGCAGAAACAAAUCGAGGAGUUAGACUCGGAGUACGCCCGAGCCAUCCAGGAGGAGCUGCAGAGGAAAGCGCGGGAGUGCCUUCAGCGGGAGGAGGAAGACAAGGAAAUUGCCAAAAGGCUUCAGCAGCUGGAGGAGGAAGAGUUGCGGCGGAAAGCUCAGGACAGCUUGGAAGAGCAAAGCGGCUUGCCCUUCUUGGACAAUGAUGAUGAAGAGGAAGGCUACACCUUCCAAAACGAUAGUUCUAAAUACACGAGCUCCUCCGAGUACAUUCGAGGACCAAGAAGCUCCGAGAGGGAGCACGUGCCGCCCAAACGUUGCGAGGAACCCCUUGGCAGAAUGAAUCCCAGCCGCGUCUCCUUUGGCCAAGUCCACUAUGACAGCAACGGCUCGAAAAACUCUAAAGCCCCGGAGCCGUGGAAAGAGCCGGUCCAAGUGCAGUUUCCGUACAGGAACCCCAGGCACUCCUCCGAGGGGAGCCCGUGCCACCCGAGUGGCAUUGAGGCAACGCCAACCCAUGACAGGGAUAAAGUCCGCAAAGAGGAGAAGAUCCGAGGCCAUCGGGAAAAACACCACUCUGAGCGGUGUAGGCGCUCCAGCUCCGAUAGCGACGACUACCCAGAACAUUGCGCCAGAGACAAAAGAAGCCGCCGUUCCCAAUGGAACCAAAACCGAGAACACCAUCACCACCAUCAUCACCAUCACCACCGAUCUUCUAACCAUCAUUCUUCUAGGAUGUCCAGUCAGGAAUUGAGAACAGGUGAGGAGACGCGGCCCGGCUUCGACAUCGACCCCCUGCAGUGGAAAAUGGCCGACCUGAAAGUCCAGAGCCCCGACCAGCUGUUACAGGACGAAGAACUGGCUCGCCGACUGCAGGAAGAAGAGGAGAAACGCGUAGCAGAGGUGAAACGGCGCGACCAACACGAGGACUUCCGGGCCGCUCAGGUGGCGCAGGAUGAGGAGAUUGCGAAGUACAUCCAGCGGCAGGAGCUGAGAGCCCAAAGGAGGUCGGAGGAUCUGGACCUGCCCGGGGACAGCGAUGAUGACGGCAGUAUUUGUAGCGUCUCCGACAGGAAGAGCCUUGGAGUGAAGAAUGAAGUGCCUUCUUAUAACCAAGGACGCUUGGACUCGGAGGGCCUGGCAUCACCGACCGAGUGCCGCACGCCGGAGAAAAUGGAGCUGUCCGCGGUGGACGCCACUUGUGACCCGGCCAAACUCUGCUCCCCCAGGAAUAUCGCCGAGGAACUCGACCCGACCUUCAAGUCCAAGAAGGAGGCUCAACCCGAAGUGUUCACCGUCUGUUCCCAAGCUACAGAAUUUCCGGUUUCGGCGCAGACCCAACCCGUCCCGGUAGAUGGAUUGUACGACUUUCUGGACGAUGGCGCCGAGCCGAUCUUUAUACCACCGACCAAGAGACCAGCGGAGAAAGUGGGACGCAAUAAACCCAAAGACAAGAAGGAAGGGUGCAAGCAGCAGUGACUCCUCGCCGCCGUUCAGUAGUAUUUUAUUCUCAUUUCCUUCUAGCUGCCAUCCGAUUUGCCAAACUUUUUUGCGUUCGUUGUCGGUUCAUCAUUGUGGGCGGGGCUCUUCAGACGUACGUCAACAAGAAGCGUAUAAACUCCAUUCAGGGAUGACGAUGAGACUCGAUGAUUAUUUUCAUUUUUUUUGUUUCUUUUGGAAUUCCGGUGCCUUAGGCAUUUUUUUGACUCUAGAGAAUGGCUGUUAUCUAAUAGCGCCGAUCGUUUUCACGCGUUCGGCACCCAAGAAGCACAUUUUAGCGACCUACUGUCCAGUCUAUUAGAGGAAUAUAAUAAUAAUUAUCAUUAUUAAUAUUAUUAUUAGCUGUGUGCUAUGAAACUUGCUUAUGACGAGCGUUGUGGAUUAUCCGUCUGUCAUGUACAUGAAUUAUCCAAGUCUAGAAUUAAAAUGACUGCCUUUCUAAAAAAUGCAUCACAAAUGAUUUGCAAAAUGUCAAUUUUAUUUUUAUUUUUAUUUUUUUUACUUUUUUUUUUUAUUUUUAUUGUUAAAAGUCUGUUUCUUUAAAUUUUUCCAAGUUGGCUUAUUCAUGUUCAGUUAUACUAACUGCAAAUUGUUACGUGUCCCUCGGCCUCUGAGCGGGGAGAACGCAGUGUUUUCAUAGGAGUACAAUUUAUUUUUUUAAACAUUUUGCACUGAAUUUAAUUUUUUUUUUUUUUUUUAUUAUUUUAGUAUCUUUUUGGUGCUUUUGUGUAUAGAUCUCAAAUGCCUUUAGAACUUUACUUUAAAAGACAUUUUUAUAUAAAAAAUAUAAGCAUUUUA
This is a messenger RNA of Rana temporaria (common frog), 2724 nucleotides long. Its product is annotated as coiled-coil domain-containing protein 50-like. The record is from RefSeq and is a predicted model, not a curated record. The transcript has 12 exons. The coding region runs from base 118 to 1905 and encodes 595 amino acids. NCBI's taxonomy places the organism in Eukaryota, Metazoa, Chordata, Amphibia, Anura, Ranidae.